AUGGAUUCAACCAUACAGGCCAGAUUGAAAGCACUUGAAGAUUCAAUCAGUAGGCUGGAAUUUCAGCAAGAUUCAUGCAGACCAUUGCUGAAACUUACGAGAGAUAGUCAAUGCUUAGGGAGAAUUGAAGAAACUAUGGCUGCCUUUAGUAAACAACGGACUGAUAUAGAUCAUGAAAUUAAAGCCAACCAAAAUGCGAUUGAAGAACUUACUGAUACACUUGAAGCCCCGCCAAAGCCGGAACACUGCAUUUGCCCGUGCCUUGGCGAAUCAAAGUGGAUCGAUCCAGAGGUCCAUUAGCCUGACACGUCGACAAAUAUGGUGGCAGCUCUGGACAAGAAGAAGAAGAAAAAGCAUUAUAUUAUCCCUAUCCUACGUUAAAAAAGAUCAAGCACAACUCCCCAACAUCAGAACUCCAGCAACUCCCCCAUAUAAUCAGAAAAUCCUCUACUCCUGCAAUUUCCCAACAUCAGAAGAUCCUCAAUUCCCACAACAUCAGAACGUCAGAAUCGCGCAACUCCCCCAAAAAAGAAGAAAUCCCACAACUCCCCCUUCACCUGAGCCCCCACAACUCCUUGAGCCCAGAAUUCCCAGAGCUCAGCACUCCCAAAGCUUCCAAAAGCCCCCAGAACUCCCACGACUCCCACAAGCUCUGGACAAGGCUACCCCGUAGUGGACUUAAACGUUAUAAAUAGCUUAAGAUUAAGAUACACUUGAGGCCUCUAAAAGUCAGUCUGCAGCACAAAUCGCAAAUGAAGCUAAAAGAAGAGAAGACGUGAUGAAAGAAAUGAACACCAAGCUUGCACAAGUAGACAAUGGCUUCAAAAGUUUAGAAAAGCAAAAUGCGGAUGCAAUAAAAGAAAUCGAAACAAAGCUAAAAAGCGAAAUUGCUGGGCUAGUCGACAAUAUAAAACUGAGGCUUAAAGACGAGCGACAGACCAUCAAGAAUGCUCUGCAAGAGUCUAAAACUGAAGUAGAAAAAGAUCUCAAAGAAAUCAGAGACAAAACCGCUCAAUCUGAAGCAGUAAUUGAAGACUUCGAAAAGAGAUACUCAGGAAUUGUUAACCCUGCUAACUCAAGAGACCGAGUUAAAGGCCAAGCUGACUUAAGAAUGACUCUAGUUAGCGAAAUAACAGCAAAAAUAAAUGAGUCGGUUGAAGAAUGCAAAAAACAGUUUGAAAAUAAAUUCCAAACCCUCCAAACCAAGUAUAACCAAGAACUCCAAAGAAUCCGGUCUCAGAUGGAAGAAAUGAGAAAUUGGGCAAGCUUCCAAAAAUAA
Molecule: messenger RNA, 1279 nt
Organism: Blepharisma stoltei
Lineage: Eukaryota; Ciliophora; Heterotrichea; Heterotrichida; Blepharismidae
Source: the annotation of a GenBank genome assembly